CUGGCUCUGGAAACGCCAAGCAAACGAGGGCAGGACCCGGGUAUGAGCGCCAAAGUCCUCCCAGGCACAGCUGCGCCGGAGCCCGCGGCUUGCAGCAGGCGGGUGGCGGCCAUCCCAGGUGCACCCGUGCCCACCCCGCCCCGCCCCAACACGGGCUGGCCCGGGAGCUGCGCUCAGGGCUCGGCGCCGGCGGCCCAGCGGCAGCAGCAGCGGGCGCCUCGGUUGGAGGGCGGCAGUUGCGCCCCCUCCCAGCUCCCGGGGAGUCGGUCUGUCUGUCGGCCCGCCCUCCCGCCUCGCUCCCUCCUCGCUCCCUCCUCCCUCGUGCAUCUCCCGGGGUGCCCCGCACAGCCUCGGAUCCCGCCCUCCCCGCUGCUCCAGUCAGUUUCCCUCUCGGCGGCGGCGGCGUGCAGAGCAUCUCAGCGCUCGCUAGGCUCCUCUCUGGCUCGCUGCCUGCCCCUCAGCCCUCGCUUGCUUCGCUUCGGGGCUACCCGAGUCCCCAUCCCCUCUCAAAGCAGGCUCGCUUCUCCCCGAAAGCGGACCGCAGGGUGGGGUGGGAGGUCGCCUCGCGGGAUCCCGCCGCCCUUCACCGACUCGCGUGGCCUGCGCUCCCCCAGCGCGAGGCGCACGCCGGGACUCCUGCCCCGCCGCCCCUGACCGCCUGGGGGUGCCCCAGGGACGCAGCGCGGCCGAGAGGAGGAGGAGGCUAGUGGGACCAUGAGGCGCCUGACUCGCCGCCUGGCGUUGCCGCUCUUCGGGGUGCUCUGGAUCACGGUGCUGCUGUUCUUCUGGGUCACCAAGAGGAAGUUGGAGGCGCCGCCGGGAGCUGAAGUGCAGACCCCCAAGCCUUCCGAUGAUGACUGGGAUGAUCCGUGGGACCAAUUUGACGAGCGGCUGUACCUGAAUGCCAAAAAGUGGCGCAUUGGUGACGACCCCUAUAAGCUGCAUGCCUUCAACCAGCGGGAGAGCGAGCGGAUACCUAGCAACCGGGUUGUCCCGGACACUCGCCAUCAGAGAUGCAGACUGCUAAUGUAUUGCAAGGAUCUUCCACCUACCAGCAUCAUCAUCACCUUCCACAACGAGGCCCGCUCCACCCUGCUCAGAACCAUCCGCAGCAUAUUAAACCGCACCCCUCUGCACCUGAUCCAGGAGAUCAUUCUCGUGGAUGACUUCAGCAAUGACCCUGAGGACUGCAACCAGCUGGUCAAGUUGCCCAAGGUGAAAUGCUUACGCAACAAUGAGAGGCAAGGUCUAGUCCGGUCCCGGAUUCGGGGUGCUGAUAUCGCCCAGGGGACCACCCUAACUUUCCUGGACAGCCACUGUGAGGUGAACAGGGACUGGCUGCAGCCCCUGUUGCACAGGAUCAAGGAGGACUACACGCGCGUUGUAUGCCCUGUGAUCGACAUCAUCAAUCUGGAUACCUUCAACUACAUUGAGUCGGCCUCGGAGCUCCGAGGAGGGUUUGACUGGAGCCUCCACUUCCAAUGGGAGCAGCUCUCCCCAGAGCAGAAGGCUCGGCGCCUGGACCCUACCGAGCCCAUUCGGACCCCAGUCAUAGCUGGAGGGCUCUUCGUGAUCGACAAAGCCUGGUUCGAUUACCUGGGGAAAUAUGAUGUAGACAUGGACAUCUGGGGUGGAGAGAACUUCGAAAUCUCCUUCAGAGUGUGGAUGUGCAGGGGCAGCCUGGAGAUCAUCCCGUGUAGCCGAGUGGGGCACGUCUUCCGGAAGAAGCACCCAUACGUUUUUCCUAAUGGCAACGCCAACACAUACAUAAAAAACACCAAGCGGACGGCAGAAGUUUGGAUGGAUGAGUACAAACAAUACUAUUAUGCUGCCCGGCCCUUCGCCCUGGAGAGGCCCUUUGGCAGCAUUCAGAACCGAGUGUUGCUGAGGAACAGCCUGCAGUGCCAGAGCUUCAAGUGGUACUUGGAGAAUGUCUACCCAGAGCUCAGGAUCCCCAACGAUUCCUCCAUCCAAAAGGGCAGCAUCCGACAGAGGCAAAGGUGCCUGGAAUCACAGAGGCCCAGCAACCAAGAGAACCCAAACCUGAAGCUGAGUCCCUGCAGCAAGUCCACUGGCGAGAAAGCCAAGUCCCAGAUAUGGGCCUUCACCUACACACAGCAGAUCAUCCAGGAGGAGCUGUGCCUGUCGGUAGUCACUCUGUUCCCUGGCGCCCCAGUGGUCCUUGUCCUUUGCAAGAAUGGGGAUGACAAACAGCAAUGGACCAAGACGGGUUCCCACAUCGAGCACAUAGCAUCCCACCUCUGCCUCGACACAGAUAUGUUUGGUGACAGCACUGAGGCCGGCACAGACGUUGUCGUCAAUCCAUGUGAGUCCUCACUCAUGAGCCAACACUGGGACAUGAUGAGCUCUUGAACUUCCUUGCCCAGGCCAAUGUGGGCUCUGGGGUUGGUACUUCUGUAGGCCAGAACAGACUGGAAAAAGAGGCUGCGGGCAGCCCAUGACUGCUGCACACACCCUGGACUGGGAGGCAGAGGCAGAGCCUCUCAGGACAGGUGCACUGUCUCAGGGAGGAUGGAGGAAACGCUUGAAGGCCAGCAUGGCUCAGUGACCAAUCCCACAUGUUCUGGAGGGCAUGAUGUUCCUGGCCCGGUGUUCCCCUGCCUGGUCCCUGGAGACGGAUGCAAUGGGAAGUGUUUGCUGCUCCUUUUCUUCCAAAAAAGAAAAAGCCUUCCCUGUCAUCAGGCCAGGACUAGAGUGGAGGUGGUUUUCAAAAUAAAUAAAGUUAAUUUUAGAAAUUGUC
Molecule: messenger RNA, 2761 nt
Organism: Ochotona princeps (American pika)
Lineage: Eukaryota; Metazoa; Chordata; Mammalia; Lagomorpha; Ochotonidae
Gene: GALNT14
Product: polypeptide N-acetylgalactosaminyltransferase 14
Exons: 15
Coding region: 715-2373 (552 amino acids)
Cellular component (GO): Golgi apparatus
Source: RefSeq, a predicted model, not a curated record